Lindgomyces ingoldianus is the source of this 795-nucleotide messenger RNA. RefSeq lists its product as uncharacterized. Lineage: Eukaryota; Fungi; Ascomycota; Dothideomycetes; Pleosporales; Lindgomycetaceae. The coding region runs from base 1 to 795 and encodes 264 amino acids. The record is from RefSeq and is a predicted model, not a curated record. The transcript has a single exon.
AUGUGCAUCGGCUGGAAAAAAAUGUACCUCUGCGCCUGCGUCUCCCCGCCGCACAUCGACCGCUGCCGUCAAGCCUACGUCACUGGACACCUCUGCCAGGACAUCGUCCAAGAAGAAUAUCCUCGCAAAUCAUACUUUAAAUGCUAUGAUUGCAUCAAGUUUGAGGUGUGGAACGACCGCGAGGAGGCGUCCCGAGCUGCAAAUCAGGCUGAAGAGGAGAAACGAAUGGCGGAGGAGAAAAAGCAACAGGAGAAGAAAAAGGCGGAGGAGAAGGCUCGACAGGAGCGCAUUCGACGUGAAGCUGAGGAGAGGGCUAAGCGGGAGAGGGAUGAGGAAGAUAGGGUUAAGGAGAUGAAGAAAAUUCAGGAGGAGAAGGAUAGACAGGCGGGCGGGAAGUGGGAAGCUGCUGGGGGGAACAAGAAGGGGAAGGGGAGGAAAGGCGGUGGCCGAGUCUUGAGUCCCGUCGGUGCGGGUGCUGGCCACGGAGACUUGGGUCGCAGUGGUGGAGCAGUUAUGAGUCCUACUGGCUCUGGACCUGGUCUUGGUGGUCGUAGAGAUGGUCCAGUGCCAAAUCAGACUGUCUUUAAGGCUUUUCCCGGUGGGCCUGGUUGCCCGGUACCCGGAAAAAGCGGUAUCCCGGGAGUUCUCCCCGUCGGUGCUGCCGGUAUUGCCGUUCCUAGCAGUCCUGCCAAAGUUGUCGGCAAUGCUACGGCUGAUCCGCCUGGGGUGGACCGGGGCGGUCGAGCUGGUCAAUGGGGUCCUAGUGGGGUAAAUGGCGUUCGGCGUAAGCCAUGA